AUGACUGAGGAGGUAUUGGAGAGAAUGAAGGUCUCUCUGACACCUGGUGUUAAGAAGACAAGAAAUCCAAAUGUCUAUAUAAAUUCCCUUAGCCAACACCUGGAGGGUCUCAAACUCUUUGGAAACAAAGAUCAAGUUGAAGUUGAAGAGGAAAUCCUCAAGAACCUAAACAUGGUGCUGCAAGCCUUGACUGGAGACCAACAGAUAUCAGGGAACCUUCUGGAAGCCAGUGAGAUUUUCACAACAUUGGGCCAGAUUCUGACAAGUCAUCCACGCUGUGCGAUGCCCGCUGCACAAGUGCUGGCAGAGCUGGCUAAGAAUGAGGAGCUAAAGCAGCCCUGCAUUGACGCUGGCCUGGUGUCUGCCCUGCUGCCCCAUCUGGAAAGCUCUGACCAAGAUUUGCUGCUCCAUGCUGGGAGGGCCAUUGGGCGCAUCUGUUAUGGAAACAAGGAACUUCAGGAGGAACUAGUCAAGGAUGGCGUGAUCUCAUUGCUGGUGAAGAUCCUAUCUGACUUCCCAGAAAGUGAACCACUUGUGCGGGUGGACCUGUUGGCCCUGUGUAAUUUAGCAGACUUGGAGACAGCUAAGGAGGCCCUCAGCAAGACCAAUGCUGCAGAGGAGCUGGUGAGGCAACUAAGGAGGGCUGAAAACCAGGAGAGACUGGAGAUCAUCACUGAGAUCCUACAGCUGCUGGCAGAGAAUGAUUCCCUAAAAGUACAGCUGGUGGAAGCAGAUGUUCAGAGUGCCCUCGUGGAGAUCCUGCAGAGGGUCCAGGACAGCCCAGAGGUUGAGGCUACAGGAAUCCUGAAGACCAUCUCAGACCUUGUCAUCUCUCUACUCCUGGGAGAUGAGUCUAUGCAGAAACUGUUUGCUAAUGGAACCGGCCUCGUCUACCAGAUGAUCAGCAGCUGGCUUAUGUCCCCGAAUAUCCAGUUGCAACUGACAGGUGCCCUGGCUGUUGCCAACUUUGCCAGGAAUGACAGCAACUGUGUAAAAAUGGUACAACUGGGUGUGGUACACGAGCUCCUGGAUGUCCUGGAGAAGCACGUGGACAAUGGUGAUGUGACGGUGCAGCAUGCAGCCCUCAGUGCCCUGCGUAACCUCGCCAUCCCUGUGAUCAACAAAGUACAAAUGCUGGAAGAAGGUGUGGCCAAGCGUAUCCAGAUGCUACUGAGGUCCGAGAUGCCUCCAGUACAGUUUAAACUCCUGGGCACACUUCGAAUGUUGAUGGAUGGCCAAGUGAAAGCUGCUGAAACCCUUGGGCAGGACCCAGCUCUGCUGAACCGGCUAGUGCAGUGGUGUGAGGCCAAGGAGCAUGCAGGUGUCCAAGGGGAAGCCAACCGCCUACUAGCUUCACUGCUGAGGCACAGCAAGUCCCAGGAAGUGGUUAGGGCCAUUCAGGAAGCCCAGGGAGUGAAGCACCUCGUUUCCAUGACGACCAGUGAGCACGCCAUCAUGCAGAAUGAAGCUCUGAUAGCACUGGCCAUCGCGUCAGCAAUUAACUUAGAAAUCAUCAAAGAGGCAUUUCAAGAGUCCAAAUUGAUUCCAAAUUUACAGAAGCUCCUUGAGGAUGAAAUGACAAGCCCAGAGGUGAAGUACAAGUCCCUGGGCCUCUUGUGCAGCCUCCUGGGUUCAGGUGAUUUGAGAAAGCAAAUGGAGGAAACCAAAGUCCAAGAUACACUGGAGAACCUCUGCAACCACAGCAAUGCCAACGUGGUCAAACAGGCCAUCACCACCCUCCAGAUCCUGAAAAGCAAUGCCCAGGACUCCAGUCUCUUUUUCCCCUAG
Messenger RNA from Trichosurus vulpecula (common brushtail), 1788 nucleotides. Its product is annotated as rap1 GTPase-GDP dissociation stimulator 1-like. Lineage: Eukaryota; Metazoa; Chordata; Mammalia; Diprotodontia; Phalangeridae. Gene Ontology annotation, molecular function: guanyl-nucleotide exchange factor activity; protein binding. The coding region runs from base 1 to 1788 and encodes 595 amino acids. Gene Ontology annotation, cellular component: cytosol. The record is from RefSeq and is a predicted model, not a curated record. The transcript has 14 exons. Gene Ontology annotation, biological process: positive regulation of GTPase activity.